CCGUUCAGACAGAUACACAGGUGCAUCUAUAUGGGUAUAUGGGUGGUCCGUAUCCCAAGCUGUCAGUCAUGCUGACAGUGAGCUAUACAGGUGCGUUGAAUGGCCAGUUACUAUAUGGCAAUCAUUCAUCAUAGAAACAUCCUAUAUAAACACCACCCCGAAUAUCAGAGCGUCAUUUCAGUUUCAACAGUCAGCAAGGAAAACAUGGAUUCAUCAAACGCACCAUUCACCUGUCCACAGUGCGGGAAAGGUUUUAAUAGAAAAGAUAACCUUUCCCGUCAUAUGCGAUCUGUUCACCAGGGUGAACGUUACGCGUGCGAGAAAUGCUCUAAAAGUUUUUCUUCCAAACAAAAACUAAACCAGCACAAGUGCGCUGCCUGCUCGCAACAACGCCUAUCGGAAUACCGUUGUAGCAAAUGCCCCGAGGUGUUCCCCUCUCCCCGUGACUUGGCCGUGCAUUUUCGACGGUGUCAUUCUAGCGGCGCAACACAGACGUCGCGUGAUGACGCACGGCCGUCUACCUCCAGUGCAGUACCGAUUAGUGGGGGGACAACCUCUACAAACCAGCCUACACCGUCCACCUCCUCGGGGCAGGUUGCAAGGGCGGGAAACUGUCGUGCUAGUGGAGCUCCCUCGUGUUCCCGCAUCGCAGCAUCGGAUGGUUGUACUACCUGCCGGACGUGUCAUAGGCGUUUCGAGGAUCGGUUGUCUCUCUACCGUCAUCAGAUGAUAGAGGGACACCGUGUCCUACCAUCGCAGUCCGGCGGGAGUAUGGAUACCGAUGCUGUUGGUAGUGAGCUCCAACCACGCCCAUGGGGAGAAGGUCCCGCCCCGUGGGUAGAGGAGAGCACUGGCAAGGUGACGGAGCCCGGACUCCAGGAAGCCUAUGACCUGGACGCUCCCUACAUCCUCGCGCGGGACCAACCCGGGGAGGUGUUUUCGACAUUCAACCUCCCCGUCAGCAACAACUUUUCGAUAGGUGAGUUGAUGGAACGCGCUAGGGGUAUCUAUCAAUCAUUAAGUUAUAGUUUUAGGUUCAAUCUAGCGUUCGGUGUCAUCCUGCGUCACGUGGAGACGGGACGCUAUCGCUAUUUCCAUCCUUACGCUGUCGAUCCGCUCUUUACUAGUCCUCUCUAUAUCACCGAGCUGAGGGAUCUCGAACGGUUGCGUCAGAGACUGGAAAGCUUAGAUGUGAUGUCUUAUCUAUUGAAACAACGCCCCGAUACCAAAUGGAAACCCGUUUUGAUCACGAAUGUACAGUUUUACGCGUACAGAAUGAAUUUUCCUUUAGGCCAUCCCCCUGUUGCUCUCCCCGAUUAUCUGAAACACCAUAAAGCUAUUAUCUGUUUACAUUAUAAUGCUAAUUCUGGUCGACGAUACGAGGACCAUUUAUGUGCUUUCCGGUGUCUGGCUCUGUAUCGAGAUCCAUCCGCUCGACCAUCACUAGAAAAGCCUACCAAAGCUCUUUACUAUCAGUGGGUCGCCUACACUCGGGACCAUCAUCUCCAAUCUUUGUAUCAAGUUCGUCCCGAAGAGUACGCGGGUCUCCCCCCCUUCUCUCCUGUGUCACUUUGAAGCCUGU
Haliotis rufescens (red abalone) is the source of this 1582-nucleotide messenger RNA. Its product is annotated as zinc finger protein 835-like. The record is from RefSeq and is a predicted model, not a curated record. The transcript is spliced from 6 exons. The coding region runs from base 100 to 1575 and encodes 491 amino acids. Lineage: Eukaryota; Metazoa; Mollusca; Gastropoda; Lepetellida; Haliotidae.